Candidozyma haemuli is the source of this 1614-nucleotide messenger RNA. It is a transcript of the gene NOC4, whose product is annotated as ribosome biosynthesis protein. The transcript has a single exon. Lineage: Eukaryota; Fungi; Ascomycota; Pichiomycetes; Serinales; Metschnikowiaceae. Gene Ontology annotation, cellular component: small-subunit processome; nucleolus; Noc4p-Nop14p complex. The coding region runs from base 1 to 1614 and encodes 537 amino acids. Gene Ontology annotation, biological process: ribosome biogenesis. The record is from RefSeq and is a predicted model, not a curated record.
AUGGCUAAGAAGAGAGUAUCCAAGGGGGCGGCACCAGCCUCCAAAAGAGCCAAAGCAGUGGAAAAGAAGUCUGAAGUGAAAGAUGACUCGAAAAAGGUUGAACUUCUCCCUCCACCUAUCAUUGAGAGAAUGGCAUCGGAUGUCAUUGAUGAGCAUAAGUUUAACAACCUAGCAGCUUUGCUUCAACAGUUGGAACUUACAAAGAGUAAGCUUCUUAAUGAGGAGGAUUCAGAAACAGACAGCGUGGAAGCGGCCUUGAAUGGGCUUUCUAAAGCGUUCCAGUUCCUCAUCAUGCACAGGAUGAUGGAUCAAACCAAAGACGAGAAGAAGAAUAUUGUUGCUUCAUGGAUCAAAGAUAAAUAUGAAAAGUUCAGAGCAUACCUUUGCUGGCUUGUCAAUACCAGACUUGCUGAAGAAUCGAAGCUUCAGACUGAAGCUGUUACCAUCUUUCUUGAUCUCGUGAAAGAAGAGACUGAGGUGAGAAAUGCCUUUGCUAUUGAUACAUACCAGGAACUUGUCCAUGCCUUGGUUUCAAGCAAUGCUGGUACUGGUCUUCGCAACCCUGUCAUCUAUGCUUUUUUCGUUCACUACCUUGAAUAUGAGGACUUGCAAGUUAACUUCUUCCACGACGCAUUGGCUGAGAAGCUUGAAGAAUGGAGCGGUCUUGAGGGACCAACAAAAGAUAGAAUAUUUUCCAACUUUUUUGCUUUCUUAAGUGAUCAGCUCUUGGAAGAAGAUGAAGAGGAUUCUGGGAAUUUCACAUCCGCUGAACCAGUUUCUGACGACUACAAGGGUUUCAAAGAAAACUUUCAGAAGUGCUUUUUGGCUGCAGUGAGGAUGCCAGAUCUUUCAGCCGACCAAUACAAAUUGAUGCUCAACUCCAUGCCUCGUUGCAUUCUUCCUUACUUGAGCUCACCUGCAUCAUUGAUGGACUUCCUUACCGACUCCUUUGACCAAGAGGAGGAUGAGAUUGUCCCACUUCUUGUGAUCAACUCCCUUUGGGAACUCAUGAAGGAAUACAAUUUGGAGUACCCAGAUUUCUUCACAAAACUUUACUCCUUGCUCACUCCAAGUCUUCUAUACACCAGAUACAGAGCUAGGUUCUUCAGACUGCUUGACUUGUUCCUCAGCUCGACGCAUUUAAGUGCUAACUUGGUAGCAUCUUUCAUCAAGAAGCUUGCUCGUUUAGCCAUCUCUGCAUCUGCUCCAGGUGUGGUGAUUGUCUUCCCAUUCAUUUACAAUCUUUUGAAAAGACAUCCCUCUUGUAUGAUAUUGCUACAAAACCUGGAAGGCAAGCAAAACCCAGACUAUAAAGAUACGUUUGACGAGAAAGAAAAGAAUCCACUAAAAACUGGAGCGCUCGGCUCCUCGCUCUGGGAGCUUGAGACCCUCCAAAGUCAUUACCAUCCUAACAUCGCAACCUUGGCCAAGAUCUUCAGUGAACCAUUCAGGAAACCUAGCUACAACAUGGAGGAUUUCUUAGAUUGGACAUACAAAUCCUUGUUAGACAGUGAAGAGAAGAGAAAAUACAAGGGCUUGGCUGCUCUUGAAUACGAAGAAUGGGAAACCUUGUUCGGAAAGGAAAAUGCUUUUGUCGAAGGUUGGGAACUUUAG